Molecule: messenger RNA, 1041 nt
Organism: Coturnix japonica (Japanese quail)
Lineage: Eukaryota; Metazoa; Chordata; Aves; Galliformes; Phasianidae
Source: RefSeq, a predicted model, not a curated record
AUGGCCGAAGGAGGACAGAAGCGCCUGGACUACACUACACAGUGUUUCCACACCGUUGCCGCUGUACCUCACACCACCCAUCACAUACCGGACCAUCCGUACCUCACACCGCCCAUCACAUACCGGUCCCGCUGUACCUCACACCGCCCAUCAUAUACCGGUCCCGCUGUACCUCACACCGCCCAUCAUAUACCGGUCCCGCUGUACCUCACACCGCCCAUCAUAUACCGGACCAGUUGUACCUCACACCGCCCAUCAUAUACCGGACCAGCUGUACCUCACACUGCCCAUCACAUACCGGACCAGCUGUACCUCACACCGCCCAUCAUAUACCGGUCCCGCCGUACCUCACACCGCCCAUCAUAUUCCGGACCAGCCGUACCUCACACCGCCCAUCAUAUACAGGACCAGCUUUACCUCACACCGCCCAUCAUAUACCGGUGCCAGCGGUUACCUCCACCACCGCCAUCAUAUACAGGACCAGCUAUUACCUCACACCGCCCAUCAUUACCGGACCAGCUUACCCACCACCGCCCAUCAUAUUACAGGACCAGCUUUACCUCACACCGCCCAUCAUAUACCGGACCAGCUUUACCUCACAGCCGCCCAUUCAUAUACAGGACCAGGCUUUACCUCACACCCCGCCCAUCAUAUACGGACCAGCCGUACCUCACACCGCCCAUCAUAUACCGGACCAGCUUACUCACACCGCCCAUCACAUACCGGUCCCGCUGUACCUCACACCGCCCAUCAUAUACCGGACCAGCUUUACCUCACACCGCCCAUCAUAUACCGGACCAGCCGUACCUCACACCGCCCAUCAUAUACAGGACCAGCUUUACCUCACACCGCCCAUCAUAUACCGGUCCCGCUGUACCUCACACCGCCCAUCACAUACCGGUCCCGCUGUACCUCACACCGCCCAUCAUAUACCGGUCCCGCCCGCCUCGCGCUGGUCCCGCCCCUCUCGUGCCGUCACGGCCGCCGUUCUCCUAUUGGCUGCUGCGGGUGUCGCAGCCGCUUUUCCCCAUCGCCGUUUGA